AUGGGAAAGUCACCAAGUGAUGAACAAUCACCUUUACUUGACGAUUACAGUAGUCGUCAGAAGAUAUAUAGUUUCCUAUAUCCAGGUCAUGGAACACAUUCCACAUUGAAUGUCAACGAUGCAUUCAAUAUGGGUAGUCAAGAUGAAAUAUCACCGGUAUCAGAACCGGCAAUGUCACAACAGAAUAUGUCGAUGCCAAAGGAUGAGGAGAGCGGAAGGGGCUCGACAAGCAUGAACUAUGACCUCAGUGAAGUACCUCCAUCUCAGCUAAAGAAGAUUUCGACGCAUGGCGAGCAUAAAAUUGGUCAACUACUUGCCACAGCCAUCUGUGGAAACGAUAUCACAUCUAGCAUCUUUUACACAUCAGCAAGCUGCACGCAGUUCGCUGGCAUAUAUGCACCAUUCUCAUUGAUGAUGGUAUGCAUUGUAUUGUAUCUGUUUAGGAAGGUUUAUGGCGAGGUGGGCAGUGCACUGCCAUUGAACGGUGGCGCCUACAACGUGUUGCUAAACACGACGACCAAGCAGCUGGCAUCACUGGCAGCAGCACUCACCAUGAUCUCAUACAUUGCCACAGCUGUGGUUUCGGCCUACAGUGCCAUGGACUACUUCAACGGCCUCGUGCCCUCGGUCUCGGACCACUACUCGACCAUCGUGCUGUUGGCAUUGUUUGCCUGUCUCAACCUGGUGGGUAUUGGCGAGUCGGCCGUGGUGGCCGCCAUCAUCUUCAUCUUCCACAUGGUGACACUGCUGAUGCUCGUGUUUGGCGGUUUCUUCAUGUUCUUCUACCGCCACGACUGGUCAGUGCUGUCGAGCAACUGGAACACACAGAACACGCCCACAUCGUUUGAGGGCUGCCAGGUGUCGCAGGAAAAGUACCUAGGCCACAACUUUGCCUACAACAUCUACUUUGGCUUUGGCGCCGCCAUGCUUGGAGUGACAGGAUUCGAGACGUCGUCCAACUUUAUCGAGCAACAGGAGCCAGGCGUGUUCCCCAAGACUCUGCGCAACAUGUGGGCCAUCGUUACAUUCUUCAACCCAUUGAUUGGCUUCCUCAACCUGUGCUUCAUGCACACCUGUUUCAUUGUCAGCGACCCCACCGGAGGAGUGCUGGCCAACUUGGCCGAGAAGAUCUUUGGACAGUGGUUCCGCCUGUGGGUAGGCAUCGACGCCGUGGCCGUGCUCUCGGGCUCGGUCAUCACCAGUUACGUGGGCGUCAUUGGACUUAUCAGACGUAUGGCGCUCGAUCGCUGCCUGCCCCAGUUCCUGCUGCAAGAGAACUCGUGCCGCAAGACCAAUCACUUCAUCAUCCUCACAUUCUUUGUAGUGUGCACAUCACUCUUUGUCCUGGCGGACUUUGACACUCGCGUACUCACAGGCGUCUACACCAUAGCCUUCCUUGGUGUCAUGUCGCUCUUUGGUCUGGGCAACAUGUUGCUCAAGUACAAGCGAUCCAGUCUGAAACGUGAUAUCAUUUCGCCGUGGUGGGGCGUGACCCUGGCCAUCAUGUUUGUGCUGGCUGCACUCGUUGCCAACAUCAUUGGCGAUCCAUCUAGCGUGGCAUACUUUGCCGUCUACUUCCUGGUGAUGGCGUCCGUCAUCCUCAUCAUGUUCAUCCGCGCCAAGCUACUCAAGGUGCUGAUGUACUUCACCCAGAUGCUGUUUUCACCAUUCCCCAAGCUGCGGGCUCGCAUCACCGCCAGCCUCAGUCUGACCAUCAACACGAUCAACUCGCAGCCCAUAGUCUUCUUUGCCUCCAAGGAUGACCUGGCCUAUCUGAACAAGGCCAUUCUCUACAUCAGAGAGAACGAACAGACCAAUUGGGUGCGUAUCAUUCACUGCUACACAGGCGAUGUGGCCACCGAGAACAUGACCGAGCAUGUCACCAUCAUGGACAAGAUCUAUCCCAAGAUCAGGAUCGACUUGAUCACGGUCAAAGCCGACUUCAACCCAUCGGUCAUUGAGAAAAUCUCACUGUUGCUCAAGGUGCCCAAGAACUUCAUGUUCAUCGCAUGUCCCAAGGAUCAUCUUCCACACAGCAUCGGUGACUUUGGUGGAGUCAGAAUGGUCACCAUCUAUUGA
Acytostelium subglobosum LB1 is the source of this 2079-nucleotide messenger RNA. RefSeq lists its product as hypothetical. Gene Ontology annotation, biological process: transmembrane transport; amino acid transport. Gene Ontology annotation, cellular component: membrane. Bases 1 to 2079 code for a protein of 692 amino acids. The transcript has 3 exons. The record is from RefSeq and is a predicted model, not a curated record. Lineage: Eukaryota; Evosea; Eumycetozoa; Acytosteliales; Acytosteliaceae. Gene Ontology annotation, molecular function: amino acid transmembrane transporter activity.